AUGAGUCAACAAAAUAAAGGUGUCCAAAUAUCCGGCGCGGAGGUCGCCCAGCACAACAAUAAAGAUUCAUGUUGGAUUGCUGUCCGGGGUAAAGUCUAUGACGUGACCGAUUUCCUUGAGGAACAUCCAGGUGGUGCCCGUUUACUCCUCAAGUGCGCUGGCCGUGAUGCCACAGAAGACUACGACGCCAUUCAUCCUGCCCAACUCAUAGAAGAAUCUCUCCCAGAUUCAGCAUUCAAAGGAACAGUAGACCCAUCAGAACUCGACCGACCGAAACUAGCAGACAAAUCAGUUAGAAAUGCACAAAAAGAAGGCAAGAAAGAUCCCGAUAGUCCACCUCCCUUGAGCGCAAUGCUCAAUGUCCGGGACUUCGAAAAAGUGGCCGAACGCCAUUUAGCAGAAAAUUCAUGGGCUUACUAUACUGCUGGCGCGGAUGAUGAGUACUCCAAGGCCGAAGCUGAGCUUGCAUACCGCAAGGUUCUCUUUCGGCCGCGCAUACUUCGAAACGUCGGCAGGGUCGAUACACGUACACAAAUCUUGGGUCAAGAUGUUUCGUUGCCCAUAUAUAUUUCUGCUGUGGGUAUUGCGAAAUUUGCACAUCCUCAGGGUGAAUGUACGCUAGCAGCUGCGGCCGGCCGUGAAGGGAUUGCACAACUAGUUGCGACACGGUCAAGUAUGUCAAUCGAGUCGAUUAUGAAGGCACGAACUGGUGGACCGCAACAGCCGAUUUUCUUUCAGUUGUAUAUGCACAAAGACGCGAAGAUAUCGGAUGCUACUAUACUUAAGGCUGUCAAGGCAGGUGUCAAGGGCAUCUGGUUGACUGUUGAUUCUCCUGUUACUGGAAAGAGAGAAAGGGACGAGCGGCUUAAAGCAAAUGUCGACGUCGGCGAACAAAACGACAAGAUCGGUGGCAAAGGCAAGCCUGUGCAAGGUGUUGCCAAAACCCUAUCCAGCACAGUCUCCCCUUAUCUUGACUGGGAUACGAUAUCCUACAUCCGAAAACUCACAAACCUACCUCUUGUGAUUAAGGGUAUUCAAUCCGUCGAAGACGCCAUUCUAGCUCAUAAACACAAAGUCAACGGCAUCGUAAUCUCGAAUCACGGUGGUAGAUCCCAAGACACCGCCCAGGCACCUUUACUUACUCUUUUGGAGAUCAACAAAUAUGCUCCCCAAAUUAUCACAGAUAAGAAGAUGCAGAUAUUCAUCGAUGGGGGCGUCCGGCGCGGAACGGACGUCGUCAAAGCUCUUGCAUUGGGGGCUACGGCGGUUGGAAUGGGUCGACCAUUUUUGUAUAGUAUGAGCUCCGGAUAUGGCGAAGCAGGCACACGACGGAUGAUUGAAAUCAUGCGUGAAGAGAUUGAGCAGAAUAUGGCUCUUGUUGGGGCCACUAAGAUAUCGGAACUGAGGAGGGAAUUACUCAAUACUUCUCGACUAGAGAGAGAUCUGACAACUUUUAUAGCGAAGUUGUGAACAUAUGAAAUUUUAGAUACAUUUGUUU
Molecule: messenger RNA, 1498 nt
Organism: Talaromyces stipitatus ATCC 10500
Lineage: Eukaryota; Fungi; Ascomycota; Eurotiomycetes; Eurotiales; Trichocomaceae
Product: oxidoreductase, putative
Exons: 3
Coding region: 1-1470 (489 amino acids)
Molecular function (GO): oxidoreductase activity; heme binding
Source: RefSeq, a predicted model, not a curated record